This is a messenger RNA of Rangifer tarandus platyrhynchus (Svalbard reindeer), 3288 nucleotides long. The record is from the annotation of a GenBank genome assembly. NCBI's taxonomy places the organism in Eukaryota, Metazoa, Chordata, Mammalia, Artiodactyla, Cervidae.
AUGAAGGAGAUGGUAGGAGGCUGCUGCGUAUGUUCGGACGAGAGGGGCUGGGCCGAGAACCCGCUGGUCUACUGUGAUGGGCACGCGUGCAGCGUGGCUGUCCACCAAGCUUGCUAUGGCAUCGUCCAGGUGCCAACAGGACCCUGGUUCUGCCGGAAAUGUGAAUCUCAGGAGCGAGCAGCCAGGGUGAGGUGUGAGCUGUGCCCACACAAAGACGGGGCAUUGAAGAGGACGGACAAUGGAGGCUGGGCCCACGUGGUGUGUGCCCUCUACAUCCCUGAGGUGCAGUUUGCUAACGUGCUCACCAUGGAACCCAUCGUGCUGCAGUACGUGCCUCAUGAUCGCUUCAACAAGACAUGUUACAUCUGUGAAGAGCAGGGCCGGGAGAGCAAGGCGGCUUCAGGAGCCUGCAUGACCUGUAACCGCCAUGGAUGUCGACAAGCUUUCCAUGUCACCUGUGCCCAAAUGGCAGGCCUGCUGUGUGAGGAAGAAGUGCUGGAGGUUGACAAUGUCAAGUACUGUGGCUAUUGCAAAUACCACUUCAGCAAGAUGAAGACAUCCCGGCACUCCAGCGGGGGCGGGGGCAGCAGCGGAGGAGCAGGAGGAGGAGGGGGUGGUGCAGGGGGAGGCAGCAGCAGCUUUAUUGCUGGCCGGAGGAGCAGGUCGGCCUCCCCAUCCGCCCAGCAGGAGAAGCACCCUUCCCACCACGAGAGGGGCCAGAAGAAGAGCCGAAAGGACAAAGAACGCCUUAAACAGAAGCACAAGAAGCGGCCUGAGUCACCCAGCAUCCUCACCCCACCUGUGGUCCCCGCUGCUGACAAGGUCUCCUCCUCGGCUUCCUCCUCCUCCCACCACGAGGCCAGCACUCAAGAGACUUCUGAAGGCAGCAGGGACUCCAAGGGGAAAAAGUCUUCCAGCCAUAGCCUGAGUCACAAGGGGAAGAAGCUGAGCAGUGGGAAAGGUGUGAGCUGCUUCACCUCUGCCUCCUCCUCUUCUUCCUCUUCCUCUUCCUCCUCGUCUGGAGGACCCUUCCAGCCUGCAGUUUCGUCCCUGCAGAGCUCCCCUGACUUCUCCGCAUUCCCCAAGCUGGAGCAGCCAGAAGAAGACAAGUACUCCAAGCCCACUGCACCCCCCCCUUCAGCCCCUCCCUCUCCCUCAGCCCCCGAGCCCCCCAAGGCUGACCUCUUUGAACAGAAGGUGGUCUUCUCUGGCUUCGGGCCCAUCAUGCGCUUCUCCACCACCACUUCCAGCUCAGGCCGGGCCCGGGCCCCAUCCCCUGGGGACUAUAAGUCUCCCCAUGUCUCGGGUUCCGGGGCCUCUGCAGGCACUCACAAGCGGAUGCCCACACUGAGUGCCACCCCUGUGCCUGCUGAGGAGACCCCUGAGACAGGCCUGAAGGAGAAGAAGCACAAAGCCAGCAAGAGGAGCCGACACGGGCCAGGCCGUCCCAAGGGCAGCCGCAACAAGGAGGGCACUGGGGGCCCAGCCCUUCCCUCCCUGCCCGGUGCCCAGCUGGCUGGCUUCACCGCCACUGCUGCCUCACCCUUCUCUGGAGGUUCCCUUGUCAGCUCUGGUCUGGGUGGUCUGGCUUCCCGUACCUUUGGGCCUUCCGGGAGCCUGCCCAGCCUGAGCCUGGAGUCCCCCCUGCUGGGGGCAGGCAUCUACACCAGUAAUAAGGACCCCAUCUCUCACGGUGGUGGAAUGCUGCGGGCUGUCUGCAGCACCCCCCUCUCCUCCAGCCUCCUGGGGCCCCCGGGGACCUCGGCCCUGCCCCGCCUCAGUCGCUCCCCAUUCACCAGCACCCUCCCUUCCUCCUCUGCUUCUAUCUCCACCACUCAGGUGUUUUCUCUGGCUGGCUCUACCUUUAGCCUCCCUUCUACCCACAUCUUUGGAACCCCCAUGGGUGCCGUUAACCCCCUCCUCACCCAAGCCGAAAGCAGCCACACAGAGCCAGACCUGGAGGACUGCAGCUUCCGAUGUCGGGGGACCUCACCCCAGGAGAGUCUGUCUUCCAUGUCCCCCAUCAGCAGCCUCCCGACACUCUUCGACCAGACGGCGUCCGCACCCUGCGGGGGCGGCCAGUUAGACCCAGCGGCCCCCGGAACGACUAACAUGGAGCAGCUGCUGGAGAAGCAGGGCGACGGCGAGGCCGGCGUCAACAUCGUGGAGAUGCUGAAGGCGCUGCACGCGCUGCAGAAGGAAAACCAGCGGCUUCAGGAGCAGAUCCUGAGCCUUACGGCCAAGAAGGAGCGACUGCAGAUUCUCAACGUGCAACUCUCUGUGCCCUUCGCCGCCCUGCCUGCCGCUCUGCCUGCCACCAACGGCCCUGUCCCUGGGCCCUAUGGCCUGCCUCCCCAAGCCGGCAGCAGCGAUUCCUUGAGCACCAGCAAAAGCCCUCCGGGGAAGAACAGUCUGGGCCUGGACAACUCGCUGUCCACGUCUUCCGAGGACCCACACUCAGGCUGCCCGAGCCGCAGCAGCUCGUCGCUGUCCUUCCACAGCACGCCCCCACCGCUGCCCCUGCUCCAGCAGAGCCCUGCUACUCUGCCCCUGGCCCUCCCUGGGGGCCCUGCCCCGCUCCCGCCUCAGCCACAGAAUGGGCUAGGCCGGGCACCCGGGGCAGCGGGGCUGGGGGCCAUGCCCAUGGCUGAGGGGCUGCUGGGGGGGCUGGCGGGCAGCGGGGCCCUGCCGCUCAAUGGGCUCCUGGGGGGGUUGAAUGGGGCUGCCGCCCCCAACCCUGCAGGCUUGAGCCAGGCUGGCGGCGCCCCCACGCUACAGCUGCCAGGUUGUCUCAACAGCCUCACCGAGCAGCAGCGACACCUCCUGCAGCAGCAGGAACAGCAGCUCCAGCAGCUCCAGCAGCUCCUGGCCUCCCCACAGCUGACCCCGGAACACCAGACUGUUGUCUACCAGAUGAUCCAGCAGAUCCAGCAGAAGCGGGAGCUGCAGCGGCUGCAGAUGGCCGGGGGCUCCCAGCUGCCCAUGGCCAGCCUGCUGGCCGGAAGCUCCACCCCGCUGUUGUCUGCGGGCACCCCUGGCCUGCUGCCCACAGCAUCUGCCCCACCUCUGCUGCCCGCCGGAGCCCUGGUGGCGCCCUCACUCGGCAACAACACAAGUCUCAUGGCCGCAGCAGCUGCAGCCGCAGCAGUAGCAGCAGCAGGCGGGCCUCCAGUUCUCACUGCCCAAACUAACCCUUUCCUCAGCCUGUCAGGGGCAGACGGCAGUGCCAGUGGCCCCAAAGGAGGGACUGCUGACAAAGGAGCCUCAGCCAACCAGGAAAAAGGCUAA